AUGGAGAAACAAGCGAGUCUGAAAGAAAAGGUUUCAACCUCCGGCUCUCGGGCAACUGCUCGACCUGCGCGCCGGACUUCAGGGGACAACGGGACCAGGUGUGUUCUCAGCAAAGCUGAGUUCGUGGAGAAAGUGCAACGGAGCAACGAGGCGUGUCAGCGGGGGGACUUUCUGGCGGCCAUCAAGUUGUAUGGCGAAGCCUUGCAAGCUGACCCACAGAAUUGUAUCCUGUACAGUAACCGGUCUGCCGCACUCCUUAAACUGGGUAAACACCAGGCAGCUCUGGAUGAUGCAGAGAAAGCCUGUGAGCUCAAUCCUAAAUGGCCUAAGGCAUACUUCCGACAGGGUGUUGCCCUUCAGUACCUUGGACGCCAUGCCGACGCACUCGCCGCGUUUGCAUCUGGGCUGGCCCAAGACCCCAAGAGCCUUCAGCUACUGGUGGGCAUGGUGGAAGCUGCCAUGAAAUCUCCUCUACGGGAGUCUCUAGAGCCAACUUAUCAACAGCUGCAAAAGAUGAAGCUGGACAAGAGUCCCUUUGUGGUGGUGUCUGUGAUAGGCCAGGAGCUGUUGACAGCUGGCCACCACACAGCUUCUGUUGUAGUUCUAGAAGCAGCUUUGAAGAUCGGGACUUGCAGCCUCAAGCUGCGUGGCUCUGUCUUCUCAGCCCUCAGCAGCGCCCACUGGUCUCUAGGCAACACGGAGAAGAGCACUGGUUACAUGCAGCAGGACUUGGAGGUGGCCAAGACCUUAGGUGACCAAACCGGGGAAUGCCGUGCUCAUGGGAAUUUAGGCUCGGCAUUCUUUUCCAAGGGAAACUAUCGCGAAGCGCUGACCAACCAUCGAAACCAGCUGGUUCUUGCCAUGAAGCUGAAAGACAGAGAGGCUGCAUCGAUGGCUCUGAGCAGCUUGGGGCAUGUAUACACAGCCAUAGGGGACUACCCAAAUGCACUAGCCAGCCACAAGCAGUGUGUUCUGCUGGCUAAGCAGUCUAAAGAUCAGCUCUCUGAGGCACGAGAGCUGGGAAACAUGGGUGCUGUCUACAUCGCAAUGGGAGACUUUGACAAUGCCGUCCAAUGCCACGAGCAGCACUUGGAUAUCGCCAAGACCCUUGAAAAUAAGCGAGAGGAAGCUCGGGCCUACAGUAACUUAGGCAGCGCGUACCAUUAUCACCGAAACUUUGACAAGGCCAUGUCUUACCACACGCAUGUGUUGGAGCUUGCCCAAGAACUGGAAGAAAAAUCUAUUGAGAUGCGAGCGUAUGCAGGCCUGGGGCAUGCUGCUCGUUGUAUGCAGGACCUGGAGAGGGCCAAGCAGUAUCAUGAACAACAGCUCUCCAUAGCUGAGGGUUUGAAAGACAGAGCAGCAGAGGGAAGAGCCUCUUCUAAUCUGGGCAUUAUUCACCAGAUGAAAGGAGACUACGAGACUGCACUCAAACUCCACAAGACUCACCUAGCCAUUGCUCAGGAGCUCAAUGACUACGCCGCACAGGGGCGGGCUUUUGGAAACAUGGGCAAUGCUUACAAUGCCCUUGGAGCCUUUGACCAGGCAGUUCGUUACCACCGUCAGGAGCUGCAGAUCUCCAUGGAGGUCAAUGACCGGGCCUCACAAGCAUCCACUCAUGGCAAUUUGGCUGUGGCUUACCAAUCCUUGGGAGCACAUGACCGGGCUUUGCAGCAUUACCAGAACCAUCUCAACAUCGCUCGCGAGCUUAGAGAUGUCCAGAGCGAGGCGCGAGCCCUGGGUAACCUUGGCAACUUUCACUGCUCACGUGGGGAAUUCCCUCAGGCUGUGCCCUAUUAUGAGCAGUACCUGCGCUUGUCCCCUGACCUCCAAGACAUGGAAAGUGAAGGAAAAGUUUGUCACAAUUUGGGCUAUGCCCACUACUGCUUAGGCAACUACCAGGAUGCUGUCAAAUACUACGAGCAGGACCUUGCUUUGGCCAAGGACCUCCAUGAUAAACUAAGUCAAGCCAAGGCAUACUGUAAUCUGGGUUUGGCCUUCAAGGCUCUGGGUGACUUUGCUAAGGCGGAGGAAUGUCAGAAAUAUCUGUUGUCACUUGCCCAAUCCCUGAACAAUUCACAGGCUCGCUUCAGAGCUCUUGGCAACCUAGGAGACAUAUUUGUCUGUAAAAAAGACGUGGCUGGAGCCAUUCAGUUUUAUGAGCAGCAGUUGGCCUUAGCUCAUCAGGUGAAGGAGCGACGGCUGGAGGCCUGUGCCUAUGCUGCCCUCGGGGCCACUUACAGGCUUGUGCAUAAAUAUGACAAAGCUUUAGGUUACCACACUCAAGAGCUGGAGGUUUACCAAGAGCUUGGGGACAUGCCUGGAGAGUGCAAAGCUCACGGACACUUGGCAGCUGUCUACAUGGCCUUAGGGAAAUACGCCAUGGCCUUCAAGAGCUACGAAGAGCAGUUAGAACUAGGGCAAAGGUUAAAAGAUCCUGUUGUGGAGGCACAGGUGUAUGGAAAUAUGGGCAUCACAAAAAUGAAUGUUGGGGUGAUGGAGGAAGCUAUCGGCUACCUGGAGCAACAGCUUGCUACUUUACAGCAACUCAGUGGUAAUGAGGCUGUAAUGGACAGGGGCAGGGCCUACGGAAACCUCGGGGACUGUUACGAGGCUCUUGGUGACUUUGAGGAAGCCAUCAAGUACUAUGACCAAUAUUUAUCAGUAGCUCAGAGUCUCAACUGUAUGCAGGAUCAGGAAAAGGCCUACCGAGGUUUGGGGAACGGACACAGGGCCAUGGGAAACCUCCAACAAUCACUCGUGUGCUUUGAGAAGCGGCUAGUGGUGGCUCAUGAGCUGGGAGAGUGUGGAGUCAAAGCUCAGGCCUACGGUGAACUGGGUGCACUACACAGCCAGUUGGGCAAUUAUGAGCAGGCCAUCUCUUGUUUGGAGCGUCAACUGGUCAUUGCCCGUGAUACCCAUGAUAGGCUACUGGAGGGCGACGCCAGCUGCGGUCUCGGUGCUGUAUACCAAGCGAUGGGAGAAUAUGAGACAGCGCUGCGAUGCCACCAGAGUGACCUCGAGAUCGCGGAGGAAACCGGAAGCCCCACGCGCCAGGCUCGCGCCUAUGGGAACCUUGGUCUUACCUAUGAGUCUCUGGGAAACUACGAGAGAGCGGUUGUGUUCCAAGAGCAGCACCUAAGUGUGGCAGCUCAGACUAAUGACUUGGCUGCCAAAACACUAGCCUAUGGCAGCUUGGGGAGAACACACCACGCACUGCAGAACUAUUCACAAGCUGUCAUGUACCUGCAGGAAGGCUUGCGGCUCGCAGAACAGUUGGCUCGGCGUGAAGAGGAAGCGAAGAUCCGCCAUCGUCUAGGGCUGUCUCUGUGGGCCAGUGGGAAUCUGGAAGAGGCCCAACAUCAGCUUUACAGGGCAUCUGCACUAUUUGAGACCAUCAGACAUGAAGCACAGCACAGCACAGACUACAAACUUUCACUGUUUGACCUGCAAACUUCUUGCUACCAGGCUCUCCAACGAGUGCUUGUGAGCUUAGGACACCAUGAUGAGGCAUUGGCAGUGGCAGAGCGAGGACGUACGCGAGCUUUUGCUGACCUUUUGGUUGAAAGACAGACAGGCCAGCAGGACUCUGACCCUUACACCCCAGUAACAGUGGAGCACAUUUUGGACACGGUCAACAGCCAGAGGGCCUUGGUACUUUACUUUUCCAUGGCUGCUGGUUACCUGUACAGCUGGCUACUUGCCCCAGGAGCAGGCAUCCUGAAGUUCCAUGAAGUGUACUUGGGUGAGGGAAUAUCAGAAGUAGGAUCAGACUUCCAAGAAGGAGGUGUUAGUGGAGGAGGGGUGGUCAGUGCCUCAUCACUGGAGCAGCACAUAGCCAGCGCACGAGAGGCCCUCGGAGUUGAAUCGUAUUACAGCAGAGGGUGUUCUAGCAGUGAGACUGAAAGUGAGGCGGGAGAUUUGUUGGACCAACAAUUCGAGGAGCUAAACAACAAGCUUAACUCGGUCACUGAUCCUACAGGCUUUUUGCGCAUGGUGUCCAGAAACAACCUUUUCAACAGAAGCUGCCAGAGCAUGACCAGCCUGUUCAGUAAUACCAUGUCUCCUGCCAAAGACGGUUGUUCUUCCCUGCCUCAUCGCACCAGCAAUCUCGGGAAGCCUCCUCUCAGAGCACUUUAUGAUUUGCUCAUUGCACCUAUGGAGGGGGGUUUGAUGCACUCCAGUGGUCCGGUGGGCAGACACAGACAACUUGUCAUGGUGCUGGAGGGAGAACUUUAUCUUAUCCCUUUUGCUCUGCUAAAAGGAAGUUCAUCCAAUGAGUAUCUGUAUGAGCGUUUUAGCCUCAUCGCUGUUCCCUCAAUCCAGGGCCUUGGAUCCUGUGCUAAGGUUCACUCCCGGCGGCCUGGACCAGCUCCCUGCGGUGGGGUGUCGAUGGCAGCAGUAGUGGGAAACCCUAGGCUGCCUUCACCUGUGAUGGACCGCUGGCUCUGGGGGCCAAUGCCCUCUGCAGAAGAGGAAGCUCUCAUGGUAGCUGAGUUGUUGGGAUGCCAACCACUUUCUGGGACUGCAGCGACAAAAGAGAGGGUCAUGAGUGCCCUCACACAAGCAGAGUGUGCUCACUUUGCUACUCACAUUUCCUGGAAAUUAGCUGCUCUGGUGCUCACUCCUAACCCAGAAAGCAUGCCUGGCGGAGCAAGUGCUAACGUGGGUGGGGGAACGAUCGGUAGAGGUACGGGGCGAAGAAGAGGAAGCAGCAGUCGAGGCAGGAAGGGUUCAGUUGGAAGCGGCUACACUAACCCAGAAUCUCACCACAUGCAAGAUGACAGCAGUGAUGUGGACAGUAUCUGCGACAGUCCACCGUUACAAGAAUUUCUCUUGACAGCUGCUGAUAUACUGGAUCUUAGGCUACCUAUCAAGCUGGUGGUGCUUGGCUCCUACCUGGAGUCCAGCAGCAAAGUAACAGCUGACGGUGUUGUUGGCUUGACACGUUCCUUCCUGGCUGCAGGGGCGCAGUGUGUUCUUGUGUCUUUGUGGCCAGUCCCUAUGGCAGCUUCGAAGGUUUUUGUCCAUGCUUUCUACACUGCCCUUCUGAACGGGACCAAGGCAAGUGCUGCGCUGGCAGAUGCCAUGAAAACUGUACAAAGCAGCAAGCAGUACUCGCAUCCUUCCAACUGGGCAGGAUACAUGCUGAUUGGCAGUGAUGUGAAACUUAACAGCCCCUCGUCCCUGAUUGGACAAGCUUUAGCAGAGAUUCUGCAGUAUCCAGAUCGUGCUCGCGAUGCUCUGAGAGUUUUACUCCACUUGGUGGAGAAGUCCCUUCAAAGAAUCCAGAAUGGUCAACGUAACUCAAUGUACACAUCCCAGCAAAGUGUGGAGAAUAAAGUUGGAGGAGUGCCUGGGUGGCAGGCCUUGUUAACUGCUGUAGGUUUCCGGCUUGACUCUGCAGGCACUGGCAUCCCUGCAGCAGUUUUCUUUCCCACUGCUGACCCAGGAGACAGGCUCCAACAGUGCAGUACCACUUUACAAUCACUUCUAGGUCUGCCACCCCAAGCCCUUCAGGCUUUGUGCAAACUCAUCACAGCUUCAGAAGCAGGGGAGCAGCUCAUCAAUCGGGCUGUUAAAAAUAUGGUGGCGAUGCUCCACCAGGUGCUAGUGCAGCUACAGACUGGUGAGAAGGAACAGGAUUUUUCUCUUCUGCCCAUUCAGGUGUCCAUUAGUGUGCAACUUUGGAGACUUCCAGGAUGCCACGAGUUUUUGGCAGCACUUGGUUUUGACCUUUGUGAGGUAGGCCAAGAAGAAGUGGUGCUAAAAACAGGCAAGCUAGCGAAUCGCCGCACAUUGCACUUUGCUCUGCAGUCUCUGCUGGCGUUAUUUGACUCCACAGAACUGCCUAAGCGUUUAAGUCUCGACAGCUCAUCUUCCCUUGAGUCUUUGGCCUCAGCGCAGUCUGUUUCAAACCCUCUUCCGAGUUAUUCAAGCCUUCCUUUCACUCCUCAUUGCCUGGACAGUCAGGCAUCAGAUGCCAUCUCUGUCUAUAGUCUGAGCUCUGUGGCCUCCUCCAUGAGCUUUGCUUCCAAAUCCGAUUGUGACUUCCUCAGCCAUCGGCACCGCAGUGGGGCCUCAGCACACUAUGCGGCCCACAAACACCCUCACGUACCCCGCAGUCGAUCGUCUCCUCAUGGAGCAGCGACUGCAAUGUCAGGAGCCCGAGGAGAAGAGGAGGAAUAUGAGGGCUUCUCUAUUAUCAGUAGUGAACCACUCGGGAGCCAUUGUGACUCUUUGCCUCUGCCACCGGGCCACAGCCAGCGCCACCACAGAGGAGGAAGAGGGGUUGUUUCGCGGUCAAGUAGUGGGGCAGGCAGAGGUUACUCUGUAUCAGUGUCAUCAAGAGGCAGUGUCAGCACCCCCACUUCCCCAGUCAAAACAUGCCUCGUUCCCAGUCCAAACUCACCCUUCCAGAAAGUUGGUAAAGUGAGCAGUUCAGACACAGGUGAAUCGGAUCAAUCCAGUACAGAGACAGACAGUACUGUGAAGUCCCAGGAGGAAAAAAGUCCCCCUCUCGAUCCUCAGGAACUGGCACAGAAGAUUUUGGAGGAGACACACAGUCAUCUACGGGCAGUUGGUAGUCUUCAGCGAACCAGGGUGGAGGGUGGAACUUCAAGAGGAAAUUCACCACAAAGUAGCGCCUUCCGCUCCUCAGAAACUAGUGCAUUUAGCCGUCCUAACAGCAGUGCUAGUGGCAGAGCUCAGUCUUCCCCAAAACCUAAACCCCCCUCCCGCUCAUCUUCCUUGCAAAAAAUAAGCUCUGGCUACAAUAGUCCAGCCGUCUCAGAGGGUUCACAAAAGGACAGUAGCCAUCCUUCGCCCAUUUCAGAAAGCCAUGCACAGUUCAAGUUGAAGUACCCAAGUUCCCCAUACAGUGGCCACAUAUCACGAUCCCCCAGUAAUGUGUCUCCUAGUUCUGGUCACCAAUCACCAGUUGGGAGUGCACCCUCUCCUGCCCUAUCCUAUUCCUCUACAGGCUCCGCCACCUCGGCUGAUGCACCAGAUCUUGACCGAUUAAGGAGAGGGGUCAUUGAUGAAAAAGUCCAAGCCAUCCACAAUCUGAAGACUUUCUGGGUAAAUGCUACAGCUCAGCAACAUCUCGGCCCUGUCAAAGCUGUUCAUAGCGCCCCUAGUCCUUUGGCAACUGCCAGUAGGGAUGUACUGAGCCUUCUGAACCUCUCGCCACGGCAUUGUUCCCCCAAUGAUACCCAAGACAGCCUGGAGCUGCGGGAGCUGGGACUGCAGUCAAUGGAGCGGGGUGGUAAGAACUCCAAUGGGCAUCACUGCUCCAGUCCUAAGAAAGGGGCUCCAUCGCCUACCAUUUCUACAAGCAGUAGUCCUGGUGCUCGUUCAAUCCGACUACCCGCUGGGAACGGAUACAAGUUCUUGUCACCUGGAAGAUUUUUCCCUUCUUCUAAAUGCUGA
Molecule: messenger RNA, 7431 nt
Organism: Nerophis lumbriciformis (worm pipefish)
Lineage: Eukaryota; Metazoa; Chordata; Actinopteri; Syngnathiformes; Syngnathidae
Source: RefSeq, a predicted model, not a curated record